Messenger RNA from Aspergillus puulaauensis, 738 nucleotides. Its product is annotated as alpha/beta hydrolase. Gene Ontology annotation, molecular function: palmitoyl-(protein) hydrolase activity. NCBI's taxonomy places the organism in Eukaryota, Fungi, Ascomycota, Eurotiomycetes, Eurotiales, Aspergillaceae. Gene Ontology annotation, cellular component: membrane. The transcript has a single exon. The record is from RefSeq and is a predicted model, not a curated record. The coding region runs from base 1 to 738 and encodes 245 amino acids.
AUGGUCAUUUGCUAUUUCCAAGGAAACGGGGGCUCGACGCCUCUGCGGCUGCCGCUGCUUUCUCAGGUUAUGAAGGCGAUUCAGGAGAAGUCUGGCUCGGUUGGCGAGGAUGCAGAGUUUAUUCUUGUUGCGCUGUCGUAUCGUGGGUACUGGAAGUCGUCGGGGCGGGCGACGCAGUCUGGGAUUGAACGGGAUGCCCAGGCUUUUCUAAGUUGGGUUUCGGAAACCUAUGUACAGCCGGACAGAGAUGUUAGUGUUGUUCUUUGGGGGCAUUCUUUGGGAGCGGCUGUUGCGAGCUCAGCGGUUGUCAAGAGUCUUGCCCGUACAGCUGGGAACAAGCAGCCACCGAUUGCAGGUUUAAUUCUUGAGGCGCCAAUCUCGAGCAUCAAAGACAUGCUGAUCAGUCUUUAUCCGCAGAAAUGGCUACCCUACCGCUAUCUGUGGCCAUUUUCUUGGAAUACUUGGGACGUCUCGUCGACCUUGGGGCACAUGGCUCGUUACAAAACGGCAACCCCUUCAAAAGGGAUGUCGGUUCCUCCGAUACUCUUAAUGUCUGCUGAAAGUGAUGAGGUAAUUCCAUUGUGGGUAGCAGAUCAGUUGGAGGAGAAAGCAAAAGCAUCAGGGUUGGAUAUUGAAAGAAAGAGCGUCAAAGGAGCAAUGCAUAUCGAGGGCCCACUGAAAUUAGACGGACGAACAGCCCUGGUGGAUUUCAUCAUGAAUUCUUCUGGAAAUAGAUAA